CCGAAAAUCCCACUUUUCAUGCAGUACACUCGUCAUAGGCCUAUGACGUGCACUCGUCAUAGGCCUAUGACGAGUGUACACUCUGACGAGACUGACCUAAACCCUGACAUAAAAGUAAAACAUUUUUUUUUACUCUCUUCACUCUGUCCCAUAAAUCUGAUGGGCAGAGACUUGAUGUGUACAUGUGGUAUUUGUUUGACGUCAUCUCCAGACGGCCUUAAAGUAGUUAGGCGUAGUGCCACACUCCAAAUGGUGCAAAAGGCUCCCUCUAAUCCUCUUUUUGUGUAUCAGUGGUGGAACCCGAUUGAUGAUGCUCGGAGGCUAAGCCAGGCUGGUGAAGCUCGGGUUUCUCCUCAUGCAGACCGUAUGAACCCUGAACACCUGCAUUGCACAACAUAUGUCUCAGAGGGUCCAGACGACUCUUUUGAAGAGACAUUUUUUGAGGCCCUCAAUGAUGCAAUUGCCUGUUCUACUUUGUACUGGUCAACUUGUAAAUCUGCUGUGUCUAUUUCUCUGUCUCCCAUACAGAAAGAGCUGUUUCAAGUUCCCAGCUCACACCCCCAUGUCUCACUGUCUAAAGGAGGCCUUGACCAAUGGAGGGAUUUGGGACCAUUUGUGGCUCAGUGUGAAUCUCUCACUGACUGGGAGGAGACAAUCGAUCCGCUUGUUCUGCGCUCCGCCUCUACAGGGUUUCACAGAACUCACUGUGUACUCCUCACACCAGCUUGUCGAUCUGUCUAUGUGUUUUAUGAGCACAACGACAAAGUUGAAACAUUUUCAACAACUCCCACGUCAAUUUCUCCCGCUCUUGCUUCUGUUCCACAGACACUCUGGGCGGCACACAAAUAUGACGUAGGCUUGAUCAACAACUGCCAACCGGUCGUCAUCACUCCACGUUCUGACUUCCGCCCCCACAAACACCAGUAUCCCCUGCGACACCAGGCCAUUGACGCUAUCACACCUGUAUUCAAUUUGCUUGCUUAAGAGCUUAACGCUCUCUCCCGGCUCUGCACUUCUGCAGUAUGUUGACGACUGUUUGAUUGCAGCUCCAAAUCAGACACAGUGUCAGACAGACACGCUUAAACUACUCAAACAUUUAGCGAAAAAGGCCACAAGGCCAGCCUUUCUAAAUUACAAUUUGUGUCUCAAAAUGUGCCUUUCCAAGGUCAUGACAUAUCUGGAGAAGGAAAAACCCUCUCCCCAAAAAGAAUCUUCGUGAUCGUAUCAAUACCGAUCCCCAACACCAAAAAACAGAUGAUGUCCUUUUUGGGCAUGUGCUCAUACUGUCGAUCAUUUAUUCCAAACUACUCACAAAUGGAACAACCGUUAUCAAACUUAAUCCAUGGGAAAAAUCUUACAGCACACAACAAAAUAAUCUGGACUGAAGAGGGUCUGCCGAAUCCGAAUAAGCCUGCCGAAUCCGAAUAAGCCAUUUACUCAAACAGUAGAUGAAAGACAGGGCUGCAUGACUUCUGUGCUGCUACAACCCCAUGGUGAUAAACUCCGCCCGGUGGCGUAUUUCUCUGCAAAAGUCGACCCUGUCGCCGCAGGACUGCCACAAUGUUCGCGCGCUUUUGCCGCGGCUGAAAAGGCGCUCACAGCCUCACGUGACAUAGUGGGUUACGCACCACUCACUCUGCUCGUUCCGCACGCGGUUUCUUUGAUUCUCCUCGAACAGAAAUCAUCUCACCUCUCUGCGGCUUGCUAUUUGCGUUACCACACAUGUCUCCUGGACAUGCCGAAUGUCACUAUAAACGUUGUACUAACCUUAACCCUGCAUCAUUACUUCCUAUUCCUGGGGAUGGGGAGGGCCACAACUGUUUGGCUGAGCUCCAAGCUCAGUGCACUCCUCGCCCUGACCUAGUGGACACUCCACUAACUAACAGUGACAUGGUAAUGUCCUCUGCCAUGUCACCUCUCAGCCCAGGCAGCCGAGCUCAUCGCUCUGACCGAGGCCUGUAAACUGGCUAAGGGUAAAACAUUCACAGUUCACACUGACUCUCGCUAUGCGUUUGGUGUAGUACAUGAUUUUGGGGUGCUGUGGAAACACAGGAACCUCCUUAAAUCGGACGGUAAGCCCAUCCUACAUCACACUCUCAUUGCUGAACUGUUGGAAUCCAUCUUGCUACCCACAGCUAUUGCUGUCUGUAAAUGUGCUGCCCACACGUCCAAUAUGGAUGAUGUAUCACAGGGAAAUGCUCGAGCAGACUUGGCUGCAAAAGCUGCUGCUCUGCUUCCGCUUCCCACUACCUAUGCUCUCAUGUGCUCUGAGGAGUCAGUUACAGCGAUGCAGUCACUCUCUACCCCUGAUGAAAGACGGCUUUGGUCUACGUCUGGCUGUGUUUACACCAACGGUAUCUGGACUGGACCCGAGGGCAAGCCGUGUUUACCUAAACACUAUUUUGCUCAUUAUGCUAAGUUGACUCAUGGGUUAGACCAUGUGUCAAAAGUUGGAAUGUUACGUGCCGCAGAUGUGGUUUACAAAAGGAUUCACAGAAUAUGCACAAAAAUUUUGUUCUGCAUGUGUCACCUGUUCUACUCACAAUGUAGGCAGGCCCGUGGGCGUGUCCAGCCAGGCUGCACACCCACCACCAACCCGCCCGUUUGAGCACAUUAUGAUGGAUUUUGUGGAGUUAUCUUCAUCUGAAGGUAAGAAACACUGUCUAGUGAUGGUAGACAUGUUUUCCAAGUGGGUUGAGGUUUUUCCAUCAAGCAAACAAACCGCUACAACAGUAGCCAAGGCCCUAAUUUCUGAAAUCAUUCCUCGAUGGGGCAUUCCUUCUAAAAUAUCAAGUGACAAUGGUACUCAUUUUGUCAACCAGGCCAUUACAGAAUUAAGCGCAUACCUGGGUAUUGAUUUAAAAACACACUGCGCAUACCAUCCAGCCAGUGGAGGGGCUGUGGAACGAGAAAAUGGCACACUCAAAACCAAAUUGGCAAAAUGCUGUGCAGACACAGGUCUGCCCUGGACAAAAGCCCUGCCUCUAGUGUUGAUGUACAUGCGCAUGAGAAAACAAACACGAAGCAACCUGAGUCCUUUUGAGAUAUUGUUUGGUUUUCCUCCGCUCGUAGGAACCGAGGCACCGAAGGCACCACUCAACCGCAUUAUGCGAACAUGAAAUGUUAACAUAUUGUGCACAACUCUCUUCUGCUCUGUCUAACAUACGACAAUAGGUUGCAGCCGCCCUCCCAAAACCAGCUGAAGGACCACUCCACAAACUGAAACCUGGUGACUUUGUGGUGGUGAAAGACUUCAGAAAAAAAAACUGCAAAGCACGACGCUGGCACGGACCAUUCCAGAUCCUCCUUGUCACCCAAACAGCUGUCAAAGUAGCUGAGAGGGCAUCUUGGGUCCACGCAUCCCAUUGCAAGAAGGUUCUAG
Molecule: messenger RNA, 3382 nt
Organism: Gasterosteus aculeatus aculeatus (three-spined stickleback)
Lineage: Eukaryota; Metazoa; Chordata; Actinopteri; Perciformes; Gasterosteidae
Source: RefSeq, a predicted model, not a curated record